Messenger RNA from Manis pentadactyla (Chinese pangolin), 1593 nucleotides. It is a transcript of the gene ANKDD1A, whose product is annotated as ankyrin repeat and death domain containing 1A. The record is from RefSeq and is a predicted model, not a curated record. NCBI's taxonomy places the organism in Eukaryota, Metazoa, Chordata, Mammalia, Pholidota, Manidae. Gene Ontology annotation, molecular function: protein binding.
AUGCUGCAGAUCCAAGCUCCCCAGAAUGUCGGGCUGGGCUGGGAAUGGAGACCAUAUGCCGGGUGGACACGGAAACUCAGAGGAGAGGACCUGUGGGACGCUGCAGUGCUUCCUCUGGAGAGGCAGCCCCACGAGGCCACCCCACAGAACAGCAUUGGGAGGACGAAGGAGCUGAUUGGGAGGAAAGUCAAUGUCAGGGCCAGAAACCGCAUUUGCAGGGUGGCCCUGCACUGGGCUGCAGGCACAGGACAUGAGCAAGCUGCGCGGCUGCUCCUGGAGCAUGGGGCCGCUGUGGACGACCAGGAUGUGGUACAGGACGCCUCAUGGAGGCGCGUCUGUUUUGGGAUGAAUGGACUUCUGUCGGCCUGGUUUGGCCACUUGCAUAUCCUCCAGAUCCUGGUCAACUCUGGGGCCAAGACCCACUGUGAGAACAAGGACAGCCUGACCUUACUGCACUGUGCAGCCCAAAGAGGCCAUUUGGCGCUGGCGUUCAUAAUGGAGGACCUGGAGGACGUAGUCCUGGACCACACGGACAAGCUGGGAAGGACAGCAUGCCAUGCUGCCAGGCAUGGGCGGCUGGAUGCUCUGGACUUCCGUGUAGGCUCUGGCUGCGACCACAGUGUCAGAGACAAGGCGGGGAACACAGCCCUUUGCCUGGCUGCAGGCCGGGGCCACCUGGCUGUGCUGCAGCGACUCGUGGCCAUCAGGCUGGACCGGGAGGAGCGGAGCGCGGUGAGUCCGACCGCGCUGCGUGCAGCUGCUGACGGGACCCACGCCGACUGCGGGCAGCUCCUCCUGGGGGCCCAGAGCUACGGGAACGCCCUCGCCCAGAGAAAGCAGAGCUGCCUCCAUUCAGCCCUUGGUGGCUCCCAGUACAUGGCCUGGGCCCUCAUCCACACAGGAGGCCGCAUCAACGUGGCUGAUCAUGUAAGUGUGGGGCCUGCAUAUGUACCUCUACAUGUAUGGGAUGACAUAUGUACAAAUUUUUGCACUAUUGUUUGUAACAGCAAAAGAUUGGAAUCCACAUUUCAAGGAGAAAACGUCCUGGCGGCGGCCGCCCGCAGCAGCCACAUCAGCCUGGUGGACGUGAUCAUAAAAGCUGAUCGUUUCUACAAAUGGGAGAAGGACCACCCCUCACGUAAGGACCCCAGUGACACCUUCCAGAAGAGCUUGACCUUUAAGCAGGACCAUCAACAGGAAAUGCAGCAGCUCCACUCUGUGCUGUGGCGACUGGCCUCCAGGUACCUGCAGUCCCGUGAGUGGAAGAAGCUCGUGUAUUGCUGGGAAUUCACCGAGGCCCAUGUCCAUGCCUGUACCAAGAGCUACAGGGAGCACGGCCAUCAGAUGCUGCUCAUUUGGCUGCAUGAGCUCAUAGCAAGGGAGCCAGAGCUCGGUCAGGCCUGCGUCACAGCUGAGCUUCUCCCUCUGCCAAUCCAUCUCCUCUUCACGACCUUCCUUCCUUGGAAACUUCGUAAACAUCUCGCAUCCAAAGUUUCACCGCAGCAGCUGCUUCCACCUGAGUGCUGGGGUGGAGUGGUGGGGGUGGGGGCCAAGACGGCUGAGCUUCUACCCGGGGAAGCUGAGAAACAGUGA